GCCUCCUCCUCCGCCGCCGCCGCCGCCUCGGCCACGGCCGGAACCCGGAGGGCGCAGCGCCGCCGGCGGGUCAACCUGGACUCGUUGGGGGAGAGCAUCGGCCGCCUCACGGCGCCCUCGCCUCAGACGAUACAGCAGACUCUCAAGAGGACAUUGCAGCAUUAUGAGCAUCAAGUUAUUGGUUAUAGGGAUGCAGAAAGGAAUUUCCACAAUAUCACUAACAGAUGCUCCUAUGCGGACCAUUCCAACAAAGAGGAGAUCGAAGAUGUCUCAGGAAUUCUUCAGUGUACUGCUAAUAUACUCGGCUUGAAGUUUGAGGAAAUCCAAGAAAGAUUUGGCGAGGAGUUCUUUAAGAUAUGCUUUGAUGAGAAUGAGAGAGUUCUUCGGGCUGUAGGCGGCACACUUCAGGACUUUUUUAAUGGCUUUGAUGCUUUGUUGGAACACAUUAGAACUUCUUUUGGAAAACAGGCCACUCUGGAGGCACCAUCUUUCCUAUGCAAAGAGCUCCCGGAAGGUGCUCUGAUGCUCCACUACUUCCAUCCUCACCACACUGUGGGGUUUGCAAUGCCUGGGAUGAUUAAGGCCGCAGGAAAGAAGAUCUAUCACCUGGAUGUGGAAGUGGAACAGGUUGCAAAUGAGAAGUCGUGCUCUGAUGGCUCCAACCCAGGCAACUGCAGCUGUCUUACUUUCCUGAUCAAAGAAAGUGAAAACACCAACAUCACGAAGAAUCUUCCACAGGGAACCUCCCAGGUGCCGGGAGACCUCCGAAUUAGCAUCAACACCUUCUGCAGAGCCUUCCCUUUUCAUUUGAUGUUUGACCCCCACAUGUCAGUUCUUCAGCUGGGGGAAGGUCUAAGAAAGCAGCUCCGAUGGGACUCUCACAAAGUGCUCAAGUUUGAGGACUGCUUUGAGGUUGUUUCUCCAAAGGUCGACGCCACGUUUGAGAGAGUCCUUCUGCGGCUGUCCACCCCAUUUGUGAUUAGGACCAAGCCUGAGGCUUCUGGUACUGAAAAUAAAGACAAGGUUAUGGAAAUCAAAGGGCAAAUGAUCCACGUCCCAGAAUCAAAUUCCAUCUUGUUUUUGGGCUCCCCAUGUGUGGACAAGUUGGAUGAACUCAUGGGCCGAGGGCUGCAUCUCUCAGACAUCCCAAUCCACGAUGCCACCCGAGAUGUCAUUCUGGUUGGCGAGCAGGCCAAAGCCCAAGAUGGCUUAAAGAAGAGGAUGGACAAAUUAAAGGCCACUUUGGAACGAACUCACCAGGCUCUGGAGGAAGAAAAAAAGAAGACGGUGGAUCUCCUGUACUCCAUCUUCCCUGGUGAUGUUGCCCAGCAGUUGUGGCAGGGACAGCAAGUACAGGCCAGGAAGUUUGAUGAUGUCACCAUGCUCUUUUCUGACAUCGUUGGUUUCACAGCCAUUUGCGCCCAGUGCACCCCCAUGCAAGUGAUCAGCAUGCUCAACGAACUGUACACCAGAUUUGACCACCAGUGUGGAUUUCUGGAUAUUUAUAAGGUGGAGACAAUAGGGGACGCGUACUGUGUUGCAGCAGGCCUGCACAGGAAGAGCCUCUGCCAUGCCAAGCCCAUCGCUCUGAUGGCCUUGAAGAUGAUGGAGCUUUCAGAAGAGGUGCUGACGCCCGAUGGAAGACCAAUCCAGAUGAGGAUAGGCAUUCACUCGGGCUCCGUGCUGGCUGGUGUUGUUGGGGUGAGGAUGCCCCGAUAUUGCCUCUUUGGAAAUAACGUCACUCUGGCAAGCAAAUUCGAAUCAGGAAGCCACCCUCGGCGCAUCAAUGUCAGCCCGACCACCUACCAAUUAUUAAAACGAGAAGAAAGCUUCACAUUCAUUCCUCGGUCCCGUGAAGAACUUCCAGACAACUUUCCAAAAGAAAUCCCCGGGAUCUGCUAUUUCCUGGAGGUAAGAACUGGUCCAAAGCAGCCGAAGCCUUCUCUUUCUUCAUCAAGAAUAAAAAAGGUUUCCUACAACAUCGGCACCAUGUUCCUCCGGGAGACGAGCCUCUGAGACCUGCGGAUCAAAGACUCCUCCAAAAAAGCACAAACCCAGACCAUGGGUCACACCAUAGGAGGAUGGAAAGAAUAGCUCCUCUUGCAAUGCUUCUUUGAGAAUGAGCAGUGGAAUUUCUGUUAUGCCAGGCAAUAAUCCUAGAAAAUUCGUGUGACUACUGUCCAUAGAAGGUGGAAGGUGGGAGGGAUGUAAGAUCUAUCUAUAUGAGUGUUUAGGAUAUAUAUAUCCUAAUAUAUAUAUUCACUCAUUCAGAUAUGGAUCCCCUUUUAAAACAAACCAAUAGGCUCCUGUUUCUUGUGUUUCACCCACCCAGUUAUCUUUCCCUGUGUAUUUCUAUCAGUUUUGAGAGCCAGUUUCAAGUAUAUAUUCCUACAUUUAGUGAAUUGGUAGAUGAGGAAUAUUUUCUAAUUUUCUUUUUCUGAACAGACAUUUCAUACAUAUAUCAUGGCAGUGUGGUAAACUUCCCAGCGGGAAGAAUUGUAACUCAGCAAAAUAUUUUAGGGAUAUUACCUAUUUUUAUAUAUAAUCUCUUCUUCUACGUAAUUACAUUUCACACACCACUAUUAGAUUUUCAGAAUCUGCUACUGCAUUGUUAGUACAUUAUGUAAUGCUAACCUACUAAUCUAAUAUAGUUUCACUUGUUUAGAUAGAUUAGUGCUUGGACCAGGAAUACAUAUAGCCAAGGAUUUCAGAUGCCAAGAAAGUGUUGUAUGUCACUUAGUAAAUACACAUUUUAGAUUUAAUUAAAGUAGCAUGGAGUCCAGAGGUCAUGAAAUUUCCUCAUUGCAGAUACAUUUGUAACUAAGAAUAAUGAAAGGUCUUUUUUUUUUUUUUUUUGCCAUCAUGUAACAUGUAUCUGUCAAAAGAAAAUGCUUUCUCACCCUGGACCCUUCUCAAUGUAGCAGCUAUGAAUAUAGCUAGUUCAACAUUAAACUGCAUUCUAAUGAAUGACAUCCAUCCAUGUAACAUGUUAGUAAUUCCCUCUCCCUUCCCAAGUUGAUGCUUCCUAUGCGCUGACUGCCUGUCCUAGAAGUGAAUUCUCAGAUACUGGCCUCACUGACACAAAAGUAUCCAAACAUUUUGCUACAAAUGUUGUUUCUUAUUGCAUAAUGCCAAGCAAGGACUACCCAGCAUUUUAUGACAUUGAGUUUUUCUCUUAAAUGUUUUUCUCUACUUUGAUGUGGCUUCUAAAUUCAGUGAAUCACCUCCAUGAACACUAGAGAAGUUCUAACUUUCUGAACUUGUAAUCGCUGUAGUUUCAGGUAGAUUUCCAUCGCAUGUUCUGCUGUACUGAAGUCUUAUUCCAAUUAAUCAACCCUGCAUGAGAGAUACUGUUACAGGCUCACAGUAAAAUUGCAAGCACAGUGCAUCCAGAGAUUUCUUAUUUUGGAUCAGAUAUAAACCUAAAUUUCUGCUAAGGUUAAAGAGCCGGAAGUAUUGUUACCUUAAAAUCUUUGGAGUAGACAUUUUCUACUCUAGUAUGUAUAUUCCUUGGUAGUUUAUGCCUACUAAAUGCAAUUUUUUUAAUUUAAAGAUUUGGGCUGCAUUAUGAUCUGGUUAUAAUAUAACUCAGCUAAAGUGUAUAUUAACCAAUUUCCAAUGUAGUUUGUGAGGCAUAAUUAAUGUUUUCAAGCUCUCUUAAGUAUGUGGCUAGAAAACAUUUAUAGAUAUGCAAAGUAUUUGUUAUAGUUGUCAUUAGUUUUAUAAAUGAGCUCUUUUCACUCCCUAUGGGUUAAGAGAACAUUAUUGCAGUGCACUUCCUAUGCAGAAUAUAAGACACAGCUGCUGAGCUUUCUAACCUCUCCUGUCCUGCUCUUUCCUGGGCUCUUUCUCUGCUUUUAACUCCAUAGAGAGCAAAGGCCAUGUUAUGUACAGAAGGCUGUGAAGGCUGAAGGCAGGGCCUGCGCAUGAGGACAAUUAAUCACAAGAAAUCCCUGCAGUAACUUGCCCUUCAUAGGAGACAGUGGGGGGCAAGGUGCUGUUACAGCCAGGAUGGUUAAAGGCUGGAGCGUCUUGGUCCGCACGGCAGUACUGGAAAGUUGCCUGAGAAGUUCUGAGGGGUUCCUCACAGCAAAGUAGCAUGUAGAUAGACCCCACAUCAUGCCAGCUAUUUAUUCUUAUUCUGUGCAGUAAUUUAGAGUCACUUCGAUAUAUUUAAUCAGUAGACAUUCUGGUGAAAAUGUGUUUUGUAACCAUAUGGCUGAACUGGACUUUCAGGAAUCGCCCAAUCCAUUUCUCUGCUUUCUGUGAAAAAUUGCUUAAGCAACUAUUCUAAACAUAUGGUUGCUCUCUCUGUACUUAAAAAUAUCUAUAGGAAUUAUCUAUCUUUUCAAAGAAACAUUGGAAAUCCACUCCACCAUUUGGCAAUUAGUAGUAGGGCUCCAGUGAAGAAUUUGUGUGUAGACUCAACUUUUCAGAAGAAUCACAAACUCUAUAAUGGUUUAUAUGGUUUCAUAUAGAACAAAAGUAGCCAUUUACACUGUCACAAAUGUCACAUGCCAGAGAUCUAUAUACAAUACAAACAGGAUGAAAGCUAUGUAUUUCAUAUAAUAUAUCUAAUCUAUAUAUUUUUGAAGUUAGUCUGAGGCAAUGGGCUAAUCUUUUAUCAUUUUGCCAACCUAUUAAAUUUGACCAUGAUAGUCAUACAGUUACUACGUGUGUUUAUAAGAUAUUCUAUAAUAUGUCUGUUCAUUCUAGCUGCAUCCUACAUGAUACAGUAUAUAUUUCUUAGCCUAGAAACUGUGUCUGUAAAAUGUGCUGGAAUUUAUAUUUUAUUUGACUAUAACUUGUAAAGUAUUCUCAUUUGCUUAGGAAUUACUAGAAGUACCGUGCAUUUUAGUAUGGCAGGAUGCAAGGAACUUGAGUAAUAUCCCCCUAGAAACCAAGAGAUAUUAAUUAAUACAUAUAAUGGGUCUAACCCAUUCUGAAAGAAGCACUUUACACUGUAAUCGGGUACCAAUCACUGCCCUCCUUUAGUACCCUUUCACAAAGCUAAUUUGGAGAAGUAACUUUAUAACUAGACACUCGUACUGCUGGUGUCAUGAUGAUUUUACUGAUGAGAAUGCCUUCAUCUGCAAAUAAAUCAAUAAUAUAACAAUAUCAGAAUCCUCAAAUAUUUACUUAAGACUUACGUACAAUAUCUGCUUUGUAAAAUAUAAUAAACAUAAUAGUGGCCAUGGUUUAAAAAAUACUGUGCCUCAGCAACAUUAAUUGGAUGUGUUGGCUGACUAUUAUAAAGGUGGAGAAGAUAAAGCUUCUAGGUGUCCUUGACGUAACCACCUGAGAUCUGCCUCUCUGUUCAUCUUUCCUGUUAUAUUUUAAAGUAUUUUCUCUUCGCCUAGAAACUGCAAAGUGUGCCAGAAUUUAUAUCGUAUUUUGCUAAUACCUGUACAGUAUUCUCAUUUACUUAGAAAUUAUGAGGAAUAUCAUGCCGUUUGGCAUGGCACAUUGAAAAGAACUUGAAGAAUAUCCCCCAAGAAACCAAGUAAUAUUAAUUAAUAUAGUGGGUUUAUCCCACUCUAAAGCAGUGGGCUAAAAGAGUUAAAGAGUUUCUCUUUUAGUUCAUGGUGACAUUUGGAAUCCAAUGAGCUGUGACCUCUCGUGGCUCUGAGUCAGACACUAGUGCCUCAGGUUUUAGAAGGCAUUGCUGGAACCAGCACUUCAAAGAUUAAUUCUCAUAGCCUCACACUUCUUCCUCUUGCCCAGUGACAAUGAAAUUAGGAAACACUUUAUUAUAGAAAUUCCACCCCCCCCCCGGAAGAACACAGCACAAUAGAACAAUAACAACCUAAAGUCUCAUUCACAAGUACAGCAACCUUUUAUAUUUGGCAAUUUCUACAAAAAAUUCCACCAAUAAAGCAAGAACAAAUUCAUAUGAUAUGAAGGACAAAGCCACAAGGAAUUUGGAAAACCACCAGGCUUUGUGUUUUCUAUAGCACUCUAGCGCUGAUGAUCAAAAUCAUGGGACUGAAGUUUUACAAUAUCAAGAAGGAGCUCAAGAUCAUGGCCAUCAUUAAAUAUGUCUGUUGAAGCUCCUUUGGUUUCUAACUUGUUGGAAAGCAUGUGCUGCGGUGAGUAAGGCAUAUAGGUUUCUGUCUUGCUAUGCAUUCUGAGCAAGAGUUACCCAGCUCUGACCUUCUCUAACUGCAUGCAGUCACUCAACACAGUCCCAUUGCAUUAGCCUGGCCAUAUCAAGCUUGAUUCUUUCCCUACUUUUGAAGUCAAGGUGGCGGCAGAAAGAGUUACUGGGGCCUGAGGCAGGCAGGUGAAGCCACACAGCUCCAGGACUGAAUUAUAGUACUUUACUUUUGUCUGAUUUGCUGGGGCAUUGAGUAUAUCUGCAGCUUCUCCCUCUAUUCUUUCUUCAAAACACAGUCUGAGGGGCCGGCAAGUUAGCUCAGCUGUUUAGGCAAGCUUAGGCAAGCCCAGGGACCACAGUUUGAUCCC
Octodon degus (degu) is the source of this 6465-nucleotide messenger RNA. RefSeq names its product guanylate cyclase 1 soluble subunit alpha 2 (gene Gucy1a2). The record is from RefSeq and is a predicted model, not a curated record. Bases 523 to 2016 code for a protein of 497 amino acids. The transcript has 8 exons. Lineage: Eukaryota; Metazoa; Chordata; Mammalia; Rodentia; Octodontidae. Gene Ontology annotation, biological process: response to oxygen levels; cGMP biosynthetic process. Gene Ontology annotation, molecular function: guanylate cyclase activity. Gene Ontology annotation, cellular component: guanylate cyclase complex, soluble.